GGAACUGGUGAUCCUUCUCCGCGAUACUUCUUUGAAAUAGUUGGGUUCUUUCAUUUUCUUCCGUUCCACAUAUUUCCUAGUUUGUUUCUUAGGGCAGUUAUCCAUAACUCUUACGCUAUUGACGAAGAAUUUGUUGUAUUAUUAGUGGUUUUCCAUUUUGGUUACGAGUUCAUCAAUAUUCGCGAAAUAUUGCUUGACCUACAGGUUUGA
Molecule: messenger RNA, 210 nt
Organism: Funneliformis mosseae
Lineage: Eukaryota; Fungi; Glomeromycota; Glomeromycetes; Glomerales; Glomeraceae
Source: the annotation of a GenBank genome assembly